This is a messenger RNA of Podarcis raffonei (Aeolian wall lizard), 3199 nucleotides long. It is a transcript of the gene CDR2, whose product is annotated as cerebellar degeneration related protein 2. The record is from RefSeq and is a predicted model, not a curated record. The transcript is spliced from 5 exons. Lineage: Eukaryota; Metazoa; Chordata; Lepidosauria; Squamata; Lacertidae. The coding region runs from base 201 to 1601 and encodes 466 amino acids.
CGGGAGGGGUGUUCGGCGCAGUCCGGAAGCGCUCGGGAAAGUUCGGAAGCGGGUUUAAACGGAGGCGAGCGGAGCGCUCUGCUGAGGCGAAGCGCGGGCGGGCAGGGGAUAAAGAGGCGCGGAGAGGAGCGGGCGUCGGUCCCGGGAGGCUCGCGGCGCUGCUUCUCCGGUUGGGAAGCGAGGGCGAGGGCGGCUCCGCGAUGCUCACCGACAGUUUGGUGGAGGAGUUCGAGAUACGCGAGGAUGAGCCGUGGUACGACCAGCAGGACCUGCAGCAAGAUCUCCAUCUUGCUGCUGAGCUUGGGAAGACGCUCUUGGAUCGGAACACAGAGUUGGAGACAUCCCUGCAGCAGAUGUAUUCCACCAAUCAAGAGCAACUGCAGGAGAUAGAGUAUCUUACAAAGCAGGUGGAACUUCUGCGUCAAAUGAAUGAUCAACAUGCCAAAGUUUACGAACAGCUUGAUGUCACUGCCAGAGAACUGGAAGAUGCUAAUCAAAAGCUAGUUUUUGACAGUAGAGCCUCGCAGCAAAAGAUAAUAAGCCUUACUGAGACUAUUGAAAGUCUUCAAGGACAUAUUGAUGAUCUCCAGAGACAAGUGGAAGAGUUAAAGAAUUCUGGGCAAGGGUAUGCGAAUCGUGAACGGUGUGAGCAUCCAAGAUCUGUUCAUAGUUUUGCAUGUCUGAAGGAAUUGUAUGACCUUCGCAAGUAUUUUGUUUAUGACCAUGUUUUUGCGGAAAAAAUUACUUCUGUGGAUAGCCAGCUGAGUCCUCUGGAGGAAGAAAACCAGAGGUUAAAAAAGGCAAUGACUCUUUUGCAAGCACAGCUCAGCAUGGAAAAAGAGAAGAGGAUGACGAUGGAGGAAGAGUACAAUCUCAUGCUGAAGGAGAACUGUGAUCUUGAGCAGAGGUUGGUGGAUGUCGAUCUAUACCGAGCCAGAGCUGAAGAGCUUGAGUUUGAAGUGGCUGAAAUGAAGCAGAUAUUUCAGUCUGAAAGCACCUUUGCUAAUGGGGUGGAAAAGCUUGUUCCAGAGUCUUUUUUUAUUUCCUUCAAAGAUUCUUUAGAGAGAGAUCUGAGUCAGAGCCCUUCAGAUUGGAGCUCUUCUGAUGGGGUUCUUUUAACUGUCCCAGAACCCGACAGAAGGGCACUCAAAAGAAGCACCAGCGAGACCUUCCUUGGCAGUGUUGCAGGUGGGGAUCUUCUAAUAAAGGGCCAUGAAGAAACCUGUAUCCGGCGGGCAGAAGCUGUAAAGCAAAGGGGCAUCUCUCUGCUUAAUGAGGUUGAUGCACAGUAUAACGCUUUGAAGGUCAAGUAUGAAGACCUCCUGAAGAAGUGUCAACUAGACGAGGAGUCAUUGAAACAUAAAGCUGUACAAACUUCUAAACAAUAUUCCAAAGAUGUCAGAGUGGGGAAUAAAUCCUUGGACAUGUGUGUUGGAGAAGCUGAACCCACAAAUGCUGACCCAGCCCCAGCCAGCUUGCCUUCAUACCCUCCACCCGAAUACAAGCUUCUCUUUAAGGAAAUCUUUAGUUGUAUCAAGAAAACCAAACAGGAAAUAGAUGAACACCGAGCAAAGUAUAAAUCCUUUCCUUCUCAGCCUUAACAAACUUUCUGUACAUCACUACUACCUUAGAAAACUGUUGUUCUUGAAGUAGCUGUCUGAAUGUUUCAUUUGAGACAUUGCUGCAUGUCUGUUCUGCUAGAGUAUAUGUAGGUUGACUUUUUGAACUUGUAGGGUGCGUUGGGUCCACUUGAUUUGGGGUGUGUGUGUGUUUGACACAGUUGUUGCCACUGAUUUGCUCAGGACAUUGCAGAUUAUGCUAAAUUGGCAGAUGAAAUGGUUACGUGACUCUGCUAACUGCACCAAAUGCCUGGUAAUAAAAGUUGUAUUUUGGAGAAUUGGAAACCACCCAGUGGCUGCAUGUUAAAGAGUUGUCACUUAUGGAGGUCUAGUUUUUGGAUUAUUUCUGCGGUCCUGAGUUGGAAAGUAGAAAUUCUUCUGUAGUAUUGUGUUUAUUUUCAACAAUGGCAAUUCGGCUAUUAAACAUGCUAUGAAAUUAAAUUGCAAGUCUGGUACAUUUUUAAAAGGCAACCUCCUUGCAUUUAAUAUUUGACUCCAAAUAUUUUUUUGUUUUGGUCAGACCUGUAAUUUAAAGUAAUAAAUUUAACAAGAAAUGUCCACGCAGAGAUCAAGCACUGGUUUAAUUUGCUUGAGUAGAUGGGCAUUGGUUCUUCUGGAAAUAAAGUACAGUUGCUGUCUUGAGAAGAAAUUGUUGCUAUAGGAAUGAUUGGAACAGAGAAGUGGCCAUUGCCGAGUGUGCUACAUUUGGGUAACAAGCAUUCUGUAUGUAUCCGUUCUAUGUGUAUGCUAGUUCAAAUUGCUCCUGGAAGCAAGCAGUCUUUCAGUGACUAGCUGGGAGUUUUGGAAGCUUUCAUCCCCUGAAAAGAUGAGCAAAGAUUGCUUCCACUGUUCUGUGAAAUAUGGGCAAUCUUUUUCACUGAACAUCUCAAAUAGGUCCAGCUAUUCCAGGCUUCCUCAACCUCGGCCCUCCAGGUGUUUUUGGCCUACAACUCCCAUUAUCCCCUAGCUAGAGUGGUCAGAGAUGAUGGGAAUUGUAGUCUCAAAACAUCUGGAGGGCCGAGGUGGAGGAAGCCUGGACUAUUCUAUUGGCAGGAUUUCUCACUGCAUAAACAUUAAAUACUUUGAACUAAACAAGGCUUGAGCUGAAUGCUUACUUUAUAUGAGGUACAGUGAUUAUAAUGUCACAUCAAAGGAAAAAUGCCAGGGAAUUCUUCAGGCAGGACCUUGAUUUCACAUGAAUUGGCAGCUUAAGCUUCUUUUCCUGGAUCUUUCACCCCCUACUAAAUAUCUAGUUUAAGACUAAAUUGGUAAGAUUUUGAACAUUAAUGCUUUGAGUUAUCAGAUGGGCCCCAUCAUAGCUGCCUGAACCAGUGACCAUGCCUCUUAUGCAUGGAGUUGUCAUUGGAGUAGCAAAUGUUCUGUAUGUAAAAGGGACUACGGUGUGAUGGGGGGUAUUUUUGAGGUAUAUUUAGAGUGUUGUCUUAUGGCAGAAGGUUAUGGGUUCAACACACUGUUCUGCUGCUAAUAAUGGCAUUUGUUGCAAAGACCACGUGCAUGUAAUUGUUCACUUGUGUUAAGAAUAUUGUAUUUAACAUGGAGGAUGGCUUCAUAUUUUCUAG